AUGUUCCACAGUGAGCUAUUAGGAUCUCUGGGAAUAACAGAGAGUUCGGAUCGGAGGAAGUGCAUCCGUAGGAACUUAAAGAUGGUGAUGGAACAGCUGGAGGAAGUCCUCACUGAGCUGAAGGAUGUGGCUAGAGAGCUUAGAGAGGUAGUGGCUCAAAUUGACAACCUGACAGCCUACAUUGACGUGGACAUUGAAGAGGACACAGAGGAUGACAAACGUUCUCUGACUUGCAGAAACAGCAGCGAGAGAGCACUAGGGAACCUUUUCAAAGCUGAGGCUUAUUCUGAAAGCAAUGGCCUAACCCACUUAUUACACAACUGUGACUCUGCGAAAUUAAAAGUACCAGUUCUGUACCGACGGAGCUGUGGAGACUUACCUGCCCUAAAUGGACCCACAUGGCCAAAUGCUUCUUGGCUCUUUGGCAGGAGGGAGGAAACACGUUCAUACGACAGUGUAGAGCAUCAUGCUCUAUGCUGUGAUGAUGAUGAUUUUGAUGAAGAAAGUGGUGGCAGGAGAGCCUCCAGAUUCUCUUCCAGUGACUCUGUGUUUUCAUCCUCUCCUCUGCGGCCUCCGAGGUUAGGUCCUGCCUCGACGCCCAGAUCAGGACGCAAAUAUCACUUGAGUCCAGUUUCGAAGAAAAAAGCCUUGCGAAGCUGUAGCACUCAAACAGUUUGCGAUAAGAGCACACAAACUGCAUCACCCCACAGUCCUGCCAGGCAACGAGCUGCAUCAGAACAUAAGCACUAAAAACUUUAUCUAGAUGUAAUUGCUCAUACGAAAAGAACUGUGCUAUGCUUAUGCAUGCUUACAGAUAAAUAUUGAUGGACUUUUUAUUUUGUAUUCAUGACAUGAUAGUUUUUUGGGUAAAAGCAUAACAUUUAAAUUCCUAAUACAAUUCCCCUGAAAAUGAAUACCAUUCCUUGGCUAACUAACUACUGAAACUAAUUUAAGUAUCCAAUUUAAAUAGAAUACGUAGUAGAAUACGUUGAAGUAGAGAAUUUCUCAAUGAUACAAAAAGAAUAAAUAGCCCAUGUUGUUUUACUUUUAUAAACCUGACUAUCCACCGAUCAGCCAUAACAUUAUGACCAGUGCCAGGUGAAGUGAAUAAGACUGAUGGUCUCCUCAUCAUGGCACCUGUUAGUGGGUGGGAUAUAUUAGGCAGCAAGUGAACAUUUUGUCCUCAAAGUUGAUGUGUUAGAAGCAGGAAAAAUGGACAAGUGUAAGGAUUUGAGCGAGUCUGAUGAAGGGCCAAAUUGUGAUGGCUAGACCACUGGAUCAGAGCAUCUCCAAAACUGCAGCUCUUGUGGGGUGUUCCCGGUCUGCGGUGGUCAGUAUCUAUCAAAAGUUGUCCAAGGAAGGAACAGUGGUGAACUGGUGACAGGGUCAUUGAUGGAUGUGGGGAACGAAGGCUGGCCUGUGUGAUCUGAUCUAACAGACAAGCUACUGUUGCGCAAGAAGAUUGCUGAAGAAGAAUACUGGUUCUGACAGAAAGGUGUUUGCAGUUUGUUGCGUCUUGGCAGCAAAAUGGCGACCAACACAAAAUUAGCCAGGUGGUCAUAAUGUUAUGCCCGGUCGGUGUAUAACCCAGUUACACAACCUCAAUGAAAUUGAAAGCCCAAACCGACAAGUAUUUAAUCUCAAGACCCACCUUAUCCUGACCAGGGUGCCAGGAAAUACAACCUGGAUGGGGCACCAUUCCACCACAGGGUACUAUACACAUACACAUUCACACUCAUUCAGGUGGGAGGAAAAAAGAAAAGACUCAAAACAUACAGUAACCCAAGCUCAGGCUCAAACAGAGAGGUGUGAUGUAGCUACGAUAUGUUCUGUGCCACUGUGCUGAAACAACUACUAGGAAAUGAAUCAGUGAUAUCAGUUCUUGUGUAUUACAGGCAUACCAAGUUUGUGUUCAAGCAAAACAGUAGAGGAGCUUUGGUCCUUAAUUUAAAGAAGAAUUCUUGUAUAGUAUGAAUACAAUUAUUUUGAAACAUAUAAGUCAGUGUUUCAUGAACAUAAUUCACCCUACAGUCUUUAUAUUUCUCACCACAGAUUCAAUGAACUGCAACAAAAGACCUUUGCUUAUCUUCCAUGUCUUGUUUUUCCUGCAUGUCAGAAUUUGCAGUCUCUAAUCAUAAUUUCUGAUAAGGUCAUUAAUGGAAUCACACAAUGUCUAUUACACUCU
Molecule: messenger RNA, 2185 nt
Organism: Hemibagrus wyckioides
Lineage: Eukaryota; Metazoa; Chordata; Actinopteri; Siluriformes; Bagridae
Product: inhibitory synaptic factor 1
Exons: 2
Coding region: 1-750 (249 amino acids)
Biological process (GO): inhibitory postsynaptic potential
Cellular component (GO): postsynaptic density
Source: RefSeq, a predicted model, not a curated record